UAUUGUUUCGCGCUUGAACGUUUCCAGCAAUCCGUGAUGCAUACUUGGUCUUCCAUUGAUGUGUCACUUGUUAAUGGUCACAGAGAGUUCAGUUUCAGGUCCAACGACGCUGCGUAUCCGCUGCCGCGCAGUACAUCACACUUCUUAUAUAUAAAGGAGAUCUUACGAAACUGCGGACGCAUUCGGACUACGGCCGGUCCAGGAAGUCACCAGUCCUCUUGUUCCGCGCUACACAUCAUGCUGCUUGCACUGGUUUUGAACACGUGUCUCUUGGCGCAUAUUGCAGCAGCCAGCCCAAACAUCAACAGUCAACCGCCGCCGCAAUUGAUACAAUACGAAACCGCCAACAUGCCCAACUCGUAUAAUUUUCAUUACCAAGCCAGUGACGGAUCAUCGCGAACGGAAAAAGGGGCUAUUCUAAAUCCUGGGACACCUGAAGCAGCGCUCGACGUCCUCGGAACUGUUCGAUGGUACGACAACAAAGGGCAGCUGUAUGAAAUGUCUUACAAAGCUGGUAAAAGAGGCUAUCGAACAAUCAUCAAGAAAAUUUCAUAAUAUAAGGAAGUUCGAAUAGUUUCGACAGUAGAAAUAAAAGACUGCGAUUUAUAUUUAUUUAACUAUAUUUAUGAUGAAAUAUAUAUCUUUGUAAAUAAGUUAAUUAUUACAAAUAACAUUACUUAAAAAUAUAUGUGC
Messenger RNA from Hyposmocoma kahamanoa, 693 nucleotides. RefSeq lists its product as uncharacterized. Lineage: Eukaryota; Metazoa; Arthropoda; Insecta; Lepidoptera; Cosmopterigidae. Bases 37 to 555 code for a protein of 172 amino acids. The record is from RefSeq and is a predicted model, not a curated record. The transcript is spliced from 3 exons.